This is a messenger RNA of Talaromyces rugulosus, 3711 nucleotides long. RefSeq lists its product as uncharacterized. Gene Ontology annotation, biological process: amino acid transmembrane transport; glutaminyl-tRNA aminoacylation; translation. The transcript has 19 exons. Lineage: Eukaryota; Fungi; Ascomycota; Eurotiomycetes; Eurotiales; Trichocomaceae. Gene Ontology annotation, cellular component: cytoplasm; membrane. Bases 1 to 3711 code for a protein of 1236 amino acids. Gene Ontology annotation, molecular function: glutamine-tRNA ligase activity; amino acid transmembrane transporter activity; ATP binding. The record is from RefSeq and is a predicted model, not a curated record.
AUGCCUAAACCGGACAAAGCAGCUCCCGUCCCGCUAAACCCUAUCGGCGACGAAGAUCUUCGGGGAAUUUUUGGCCAGCCAUCGCAAGAGCUCACAAUGGCUGCUGCGCAUGGCGAAUUAGAAGAAAAUCAGGGGAAAAAUUCAAACCUGAUCUUCAACGCUUUCCCCGAAAGCAACCACAAAACUUCUGUUGAAGAUGGCGUACCUGGCGAAGACAGCCCUAAAGAUGCCUUUUCGGCGCCCUUGCAUCGCAAGCUCAAGUCGAGGCAUUUGCAGAUGAUUGCCAUUGGCGGUAUCAUUGGACCUGGUAUUCUUGUUGGUUCUGGAAAUGCAUUGAACAAUGGGGGACCAGCAGGAGUUCUGAUUAGUUUCGCGUUGGUUGGAAUUAUUGUUUUCUUCGUCAUGCAAGCACUCGGUGAAAUGGCUACUCUUAUUCCCGUGACCGGUUCUUUUGUGGAAUAUGCAGAGAGAUUUAUGGAUGACAGCGUCGCAUUUGCUUUGGGAUGGGCGUAUUGGUACCUAUGGGUUACAGUCCUGGCCAAUGAGUAUACUUCCAUUGGUCUUGUUAUAGGCUACUGGACAGAUACUGUUCCUUUAUGGGGCUGGAUCCUCAUCUUUUGGUUCUUGUUCCUUGGAAUGUCAAGUCUGGGUGUUCUGGUAUACGGCGAAGUAGAAUUUUGGUUGGCAUUAAUCAAGGUCAUAUCACUGAUAGUCUUUUUCAUCCUCGCCAUAUGUAUAAGCUCUGGCGGUAUCGGACCUCAGAAGAUCGGUUUCAAAUACUGGCACGAACCCGGAGCAUUCGCUGAUUCGAUCAAUGGUGUUGCAAAGACUUUUGUGGUGGCUGGAACUCUGUAUGCCGGGACAGAAAUGGUCGGUAUCACUGCUGGAGAAUCAUCAAAUCCACGCCGCGCUGUUCCCAGAGCAAUUCGCCAAGUCUUCUGGCGCAUUCUCGUCUUUUAUCUAGGACUGAUGUUUUUCAUCGGCAUACUGAUACCAUAUAAUGAUCCCGGCUUGCUCUCUUCGGGAUCCAAAACUGCCAGCUCGCCAUUGACCAUUGCACUUACUGAAGCAGGGAUAUUGCCCGCUGCUCAUCUGAUCAAUGCGCUUAUUGCUAUUUCCGUGCUGUCAGCAGGGAAUAGCUCGCUAUACGUCGCCUCGAGAACCAUCCUAUACAUGGCAAGGAAUGGAAAAGCGCCCAGAUUCCUGGGUGUAACAAACAAAGCUGGAGUUCCCUGGGCUGCAUUGAUUUUCACCAAUGUUUUUGCUUGCAUCUCGUUUCUCGAUUUAUCGUCGAGCGCUGGUGUGCUUUACUCGGCUUUGAUCACUUUGUCAGGAGUGGCCACGUUCAUAGUAUGGGGAUCCAUCAGCAUAGCCCAUAUUCGCUUCCGCCGUGCCCUGAAAGCCCAGAACCAGGACCUUUCCCUCUUGCCCUACCGUUCGUCAUUUUAUCCUUAUGGCACAUACUUCUCGGUUGGAGCGAACAUUUUCCUGGUUUUCUUCCAAGGAUACACGGCGUUCCUCAAUCCGUUCAGCGCAAAGGAUUUCGUCAUCAACUAUAUCCUUAUACCCGUUUUUCUGAUAUUAGUAGUGGGUUACAAGUUCUGGAACAAGACCAAGUGGGUCAAACUCGAAGAGAUGGAUAUUUGGAGUGGAAGAAGAGAGGAGGUGGUCCAGGAUGUGUCCAGGGCACAGGGAACGAAGCCAAUUGACAAGGGGAAGCUGUGGUGGAAGAGGCUGGGCGAUGUUUUUGUCGGUAUAAACACAGACGGCCCAUCAGUUUUCCCGGACAUUCCUUAUCUUAUCUCAAGUUUCUGCGAUUCAAAUCUGCCCAACAUGGCGGACGCCGUCGCUGAAGGCGUAGCCAAGCUACAGCUCGACGAGGAGACUGGCGAGAUGGUCUCCAAGGGCGAAUUGAAGAAGCGCAUCGCGAAGCGAGCAAAAAAGGCGAGCAAGGCGCAGCAAACUAAGGCGCCUGCCCCCAAGACGGAAAACGCCCCGAAGCCAAAGCAGGAGGAAGCUCCAAUUGAUCCCGAUUCGAUGUUCAAGGAGGGGUUCCUCGCGAAAGUCUACGAAGAGAGACCGACGGGGCCAGACACUGUGACUCGGUUCCCACCUGAACCCAAUGGAUUUCUACAUUUAGGCCAUGCCAAGGCAAUUGCGAUCAAUUUUGGAUUUGCUCGUUACCAUGGUGGAAAAACAAAUCUUAGAUUCGAUGACACCAAUCCGGAGGCCGAGGAGGAGGUAUAUUUCAGUUCUAUUAUCGAAAUUGUCGAAUGGCUUGGAUUCAAACCUCACGCGAUCACCUACUCGAGCGAUAACUUCGAUAGGCUGUACGCACAUGCUGAACAGCUCAUUACCCUCCAAAAGGCAUAUGUCUGCCACUGCCCUGACACAGAGCUUAAGUUGCAGCGCGGCGGAGAGAAGGGAACUUCACCUAGGUAUCGCUGCCAGCAUGCCGAGCAAGAUGUGGAGACCAAUCUCCAGAAGUUCCGGGAUAUGCGUGAUGGAAAAUACAAACCGCAAGCGGCUUUCCUGCGUUUCAAACAGGAUAUCGAAAGCGGAAACCCUCAGAAUUGGGAUAUAGCAGCUUACCGGGUUCUGGCAAAACACCAUUACCGAACUGGUGACAAAUGGGUUAUUUAUCCGACCUACGAUAUGACUCAUGGAGUCACGGAUAGUUUCGAAGGAAUUACCCACAGUCUUUGCACAACGGAAUUUUACCAGUCGCGGGAGAGUUAUGAGUGGCUCAACAAGACUCUUUCCAUAUACGAACCAAUGCAGCGCGAAUACGGCCGUUUUAAUAUCACAGGCACCAUCAUGAGCAAACGUGGGCUCAAAAAGUUGGUUGAUGAAAAAUACGUCAGAGCAUGGGACGACCCAAGACUAUACACUCUGAUUGCUCUAAGACGGAGAGGCAUACCCCCUGGAGCUAUUCUCUCGUUCAUCAACGACCUAGGCGUAACUACGGCGAAUACACUUAUCCGGCUGACCAGAUUCGAACAGAGUAUUCGCCGAUACCUGGAAAUGACCGUCCCUCGCCUUAUGCUGGUGCUUAAUCCUCUCAAGGUUGUGCUCGAAGAUGUGGACUCGCUUGAAGAGAGCGUACGUGAGGCCAAUGUUCCUUUCUCUCCUAAGAGUCCCGAAUUUGGUUCGCAUAAAGUUCCCGUCACCAAAACCGUUUACAUUGAUCAUUCCGAUUUCCGCGAGGUGGAUAGCAAGGACUAUUUCCGCCUGGCACCGGGUAAGACAGUAGGCCUUCUCAACAUGCCAUAUCCCAUCACGGCAACCAGCUUUUCCAAAGAUGCGGACGGCAAAAUCACCGAAGUCCGAGCAGUUUUCAACAAAGAAGGAAAGAAACCAAAGACAUAUAUCCAGUGGGUUCCAGAGGGCUCGCGGAAUGUCGAAGUUCGCAUCCAUACUGCACUCUUCAAAUCGGAUGACCCUAGCUCUGUCGAAGGCGGUUUCCUUAAUGACAUCAGCCCCAACAGCGAGGAUAUCUAUCCCGAUGCCCUCAUUGAACCUGGCUUCGAGGAAGUUCGUCGGAGAGCGCCAUGGCCUGAAGCAGAAGGAGAGAAAGAAAAGCAUGGUCCAGAAAGUGUCCGAUUCCAGGCCCUGCGUAUUGCUUACUUUGCCAUGGAUUCGGAUUCCACCGAGGACAAGGUGGUGCUGAACCGAAUCGUUUCCCUCAAAGAAGACAUUGGGAAGAAGUGA